This is a messenger RNA of Vairimorpha ceranae, 909 nucleotides long. RefSeq lists its product as hypothetical. Lineage: Eukaryota; Fungi; Microsporidia; Nosematidae. The transcript has a single exon. The record is from RefSeq and is a predicted model, not a curated record. Bases 1 to 909 code for a protein of 302 amino acids.
AUGAUUUUUUAUAUUACUUGUAGAAAUAAAAAUUUCUUGCACUCCUUUUUUUACAUAAAAAACUAUUCAUCGGUAUUAAGAUUUAUAAAUAUGACAACAGGAGUUAAAAUGUUCCCAUUAUUAUUAUAUAUAGUACCCUUGUGCUUGUCUAUUAAGUCUAAAAAACCUUCAGUUAAAAACAUUUAUAUUUAUGAACCAGCCAUCUUGAUAUCAGAAUUAGAAAAAAUAGCCGAAGAAUUUGAAGACCAUUUAAAAGGAUCAUAUACACAAACCGUAAUAUUUUUUACUAUAGGUACAUACCUUCUUCUAGCAGGAAAUCUAACACAAAAAUUAUCUUUAACCGUCAUUUUAUCAUUAUUCAUUGCCCACUACAUGGAUCUUAUCGUAAACACUGAUACUUCUACAUGGCCUUUAUCUUCUAUAUUUAAAUAUAUUCAAGAUUUAUUUAAACAGUCAAAUAAUCCUUAUGUACCAAUAUUAAUAAUAUCUUUAGUUGUAGCACUAAUAGUGACAUUUCUACUGAGCGGAUUUCGUAUUAUUUUCAGCCUUGCAGCUGUCUAUUUCUUUUUUAUUACCUAUGUAGGUUCAGUAAUUCGAAUAGAAGAUGCUUCACAGAAAUAUAUUUUAUAUGGAUCAAUAGUGGUCAUUUUUCUUAUGAUCUACUUAAUUUAUGCUAAAGCGUUAAAUGUUAUCUUUAUAUUACUGUUUAGUAUAACUGGGUCAUUUAUUGUUUUUUUAUCGGUAGAAAAAGUAUUUGAUUUUGAUUUACAGCUGUCUCAUAUAUUCAUCGCAUUAAAAGAUGAUUAUGAGGCUACAAGACCAUCUUUAACAAGCAUUUUAUUUUUUGUACUAACACUUCUAGGGACAUAUAUUCAGUUAGUAUUUGUAUCGCCGAUAAAUCAUUUAUAA